This is a messenger RNA of Oreochromis aureus, 4013 nucleotides long. It is a transcript of the gene ano2b, whose product is annotated as anoctamin 2b. Gene Ontology annotation, biological process: chloride transmembrane transport. Gene Ontology annotation, cellular component: plasma membrane. Gene Ontology annotation, molecular function: chloride channel activity; protein dimerization activity. The transcript is spliced from 25 exons. The record is from RefSeq and is a predicted model, not a curated record. NCBI's taxonomy places the organism in Eukaryota, Metazoa, Chordata, Actinopteri, Cichliformes, Cichlidae. The coding region runs from base 337 to 3381 and encodes 1014 amino acids.
GCGCUGGAGUAAUUUACACCUUUACACAGGUGUCUGUUGAUUAGACCCAAGUCGGUCGGCGCUAUACUAACUCCGCUUUUCUUGGGAGUCCGCUCAGCAGCGACUUUUAAAGUUCACACGGAGUUUUGUGAACGAAGGUGGUGGAAUCUGAGAGUGAAGAUACGGCUCAAAGGGGAAAUAGGGUCUUUCAUCCAACAGGUGCAGCUAAUUAGCUUGAUAGAAAGAAACACCUUGAAUAAACUACACCGAUGAGCUAAUCUGGUGAGACUUGGCAAAACAUGCUUCAGGAACAUCUAAACUUGUUUUGACUUGCCUGAGCCAUGAAAUAAGUCGGUCAUGGGAUCAACUUCAGGUCCUCAUGCCAUCGGAGAAGGCCUUUACUUCAGUGACGGCCGACGGAAAGUCGACUAUGUUCUGGUCUUUCAUCAGCGACGGCACACCUCCAUACGAUCUCCUGCUAGUGCCUCCGUUUCACAAGACCGGUUAUCUAUUGUUUCUAAUGGCAACUUUCCUUCAAUGGCGGCCUCAGAUGUGGCACCUGGUGGAGGUGGUGGUGGUGGAGGCGGUGGCGGUGGCGGCAUUCCAGGAGGGGAGGGUGCAGGCGCCAGUGAGGUGUUCAUGGAGCUUGGAGGAGCAGGAGAUGGCGAGCCAAUGGAGCCCGGUGACCAUGAGAUGCGUCUAAUCAGGCAGGAGUUUGAGGCUAACCUAAUAGAGGCUGGUUUGGAGAUUGAGAGAGACAGAGAGUUAAAGAGCCAUGGCCCCAGCUUUACCAGAGUCCACGCACCAUGGCCAGUAUUAUGUCGAGAGGCCGAGUUUCUCAAGAUUAGAGUCCCCACCAAGACGAGUUAUGAGCUCAAAGAGGAAACUGGUUUCGGCUCCAGUAUGAGCACAGUGUGGAGAACGCUGACCAAGCCUUUCCAGCCUAAAGUACCACAUCAAGAUCAUGGACGCACCAAAUUUCUUUCACACUGCUUCUCCAGGGACAAGCUACACUUGUACAACAUCACAUCUAAAGACACUUUCUUUGACAAUGCUACAAGGGGCAGAAUAGUUUAUGAGAUCCUGAGACGGACGGUGUGUGCACGAACCUGUCAAACCAUAGGCAUCAGCACAUUGAUAGCUAAAGGCGUGUAUGACGCUGCCUUCCCUCUUCACGAUGGUGACUACAAGGUCAUCGGACACCUGGAGGAGAGGAACGACAGACAGGUUCUGCAUGAAGAGUGGGCUAGAUACUCAGCCUUUUACAAGUACCAACCCAUUGAUCUAGUCAGGAAGUACUUUGGCGAGAAGAUCGGCCUUUACUUUGCAUGGCUCGGCGUGUACACCCAGCUGCUUGUACCAGCUUCCAUAGUGGGUAUCAUUGUGUUUGGCUAUGGAGUGGCAACAAUGGACACUAAUAUACCAAGUCUGGAGAUGUGUGACCAGCGUCUCAAUUUCACCAUGUGUCCUCUGUGUGACCAAGCAUGUGACUUCUGGCAUCUCAGCACUGCCUGUGGAACCGCCAAAGCUUCACACCUCUUCGAUAACCCUGCUACUGUCUUCUUUGCCAUCUUCAUGUCUCUAUGGGCGGUGCUAUUUCUGGAACAGUGGAAGCGACGUCAGAUCAGUCUGAGCUUCAGCUGGGACUUGACAGGCAUUGAGGAGGACGAGGAACACCCCAGGCCAAGAUACGAGACCAUCCUGCUGCAGAAAAGACAGAAGAAGCAGAACAAUAAGAAAAAGAAGAAGAAAAAGAAUGAGCCAGCAAAGCAGGAGGACGGGACAGUGACAGGGAAGGACAGAUGGAGACAAAAACUACUGUCAGCCAUGUCUGCAGGAAUACCGUCUCCUAUAGAGAAGCUGACCUGGAAAGAUCGCCUUCCUGGAUACUUGAUCAAUGUAUCCUCUAUCCUCUUCAUGUUUGCGCUGACAUUUUCUGCAGUUUUCGGCGUCAUCAUUUACCGCAUCACAGUCUCUGCGAUCAUGGCGAUGAGCCCUGACCCGGAGAUCAGGCACAAUGUUCGGGUGACAGUCACUGCCACUGCAGUCAUCAUCAACCUCGUGGUUAUCUUGAUUCUGGAUGAAAUCUACGGUGCUGUGGCAGUGUGGUUAACUGAGCUAGAGAUUCCUAAAACAGAAACCAACUUUGAAGAACGGCUCAUCCUGAAAGCCUUCUUACUCAAGUUUAUGAACGCAUAUGCUCCCAUCUUUUACGUGGCUUUCUUCAAGGGACGGUUUGCAGGACGCCCGGGAAAUUAUGUGUAUGUGUUUAAUGAUUUUCGGAUGGAGGAGUGUGCUCCAGGAGGGUGCCUCAUUGAGUUGUGCAUUCAGCUCAGCAUCAUCAUGUUGGGGAAGCAACUAAUCCAGAACAACAUCUUUGAGAUUGGCAUCCCGAAAUUGAAGAAAUUGGUUCGUACAUUAAAGGAAAAAGAAACGACAACAAAGGUGAGGGAGGAAGAGAAGCCACCUCAGCAGUGGAACCUGGACUAUGCCCUGGCUCCCUUUGAAGGCCUCACUCCAGAAUACAUGGAGAUGAUCAUCCAGUUUGGUUUCGUCUCUCUGUUCGUGGCUUCUUUCCCGCUGGCUCCUCUCUUUGCUCUGCUGAACAAUAUCAUUGAGAUCAGAUUGGAUGCCAAGAAGUUUGUUACAGAGCUGCGCAGGCCAGUCGCAGCACGAGCUAAAGACAUUGGCAUUUGGUACAAUGUACUAAGCGGAAUGGGCAAGUUCUCAGUCAUUAUAAAUGCCUUUGUGAUCUCCUUUACGUCAGACUUCAUCCCUAGGCUCGUCUACGAGUACAUGUACAGUCCGACGGGCACCAUGCACGGCUUCAUUGACCACACGCUGUCCUACUUCAACGUGUCUGAUUUAAAACCUGGCACAGCACCACAGAACUCUGAGCUUGGAAACAUAACUUUAUGCCGGUAUAAAGACUACAGGGAACCCCCAUGGUCUCCAGACGCGUACCAGUUCUCCAAACAGUACUGGUGUGUCCUGGCUGCAAGGCUUGCCUUCGUCAUUCUGUUCCAGAACCUGGUGAUGUUCCUCAGCCUCGUGGUUGCCUGGGUGAUUCCUGAUGUUCCCAAAACCAUCGUGGAGCAGCUCAAAAGGGAAAAGAAGCUCCUGGUUGAUGUCUUUUUACAGGAGGAGAAGGAGAAAUUACAACUCAUCCAGAGCCUGUUUGCAAAGGAUGCCACCCUCCACCCCAGCGGCAACACGCUCCCCCCAGGGCAGGAUCUGCCGAUCCCGGGCCGCUACAGUACUUUACCAUCGGGGCCCACAGCUGGAGAUGGAGGAGGAGGGCCGAGGGCAAGAUGCAGGGCAGCCAGUUUCAGCCAGUUCAACAGGAAUAUUGCCUCCUCGCCCAUGAAGGAAAACGAGAAUUCAAAACACACAGCGGUGUGAGAUGAAACACACAUUACGGGGGUGCUUCAGCUGGUUCUAUGGAUUGUCACUCGGGUGACUGAGUCCAUGUAUGUCUUUUCUGUGUCUUUUGUGUCCCGGUAUGUGUGGCUUACCUUUUGAACAUAAAGUUUAAAUUCUCUGAUAUGUGAGUGGUUGACUCUGCAAUGUUCACAUUGAUUGACUACGUGGGUGUGAGCGUGUGUGUGUGUAUGUAUGUGUUGUUCCUACUCUCACUGACUGUUCACCUGAAAGAGUUGUCGUUUUUACUUUUUGGUCAAAAUAGUGAGGCAUACUAGCUUCAUAGCGUAGAGAAGCAAUAAUCAUCAUGUUAGGUUAAACAACUAAAUGUUGCAGGAACCUGGAAGAGACUGGAGAUGAAGAGAGGACUAUGAACUAAUGGGUAGUCUUAAUAAGCAUUUAACCAACAUGAUUAAACUGACGGACAUUGUGGCUCCUCAUUAGGGCUGUCAAUAGUUUCCUGCUUUAUGUGCUUAUGCUAUUCAUGUAUUUUUGUUUACAGAAUUUGUAGCAGUUGAAAAAUACCACAUUUUCUGUACUCUUCUCUUUAGAAUUCAGGAAUACACUUUGAACCCUUUUUUUCAUAAUUCACUAAAAUUGCCACUAAAGACUCA